GGAGCGAGCGGCCAGGCCCGCGCGGAGCCGCUGCCGGACGCCUCGGGUCCUGGGGCGGGGGACCAUGGACCCCGCCGCGGGAGCCUUCCUCGGGAUGCUCUUUCUUUUGUCUGCUCGGCCCUGGAGCCCAGUAGUGGCAGGGAAUACUUAUAACUGUGAUGUUCCGCUGGCGUCCACCUUGCCGCGAGAGUCCUUCAGCAGCUCGUCGGAGCUGUCCAGCAGCCACGGCCCGGGGUUUGCAAGUCUUAAUCGCAGAGAUGGGGCUGGUGGCUGGUCUCCACUUGUGUCAGAUAAAUACCAGUGGCUGCAGAUUGACCUUGGAGAGAGAAUGGAGGUCACAGCUGUGGCCACCCAGGGAGGGUAUGGGAGCUCUGACUGGGUGACCAGCUACGUCCUCAUGUUCAGUGACGGCGGGAGGAACUGGAAGCAGUAUCGACGGGAAGAAAGCAUCUCGCCUAAACCAAGUAGAAAAUGUCGACUAAUUAGUGAAGCUAAUUACUAUUGUAUUGAAAGACACAACAACCUUAUAGUGCUCUACAAGAGCAACAAAGAUGACUCCAAAGAUUUAAGGGAAAGCUGUUCUCAGACCUCAACCAGAUGGGUAGUUAAGGAUAUGGAAACCUUAGCCAACCAUGGGAUGCUGUUUAUGCAGUGGGAGGCUUUUGGUGCCAAAUCUGAGAGUGAGAAGAAGUUUAACACUGUUUCCCCACAAAGCUGUACAGGGAUGAUGCCCUAUUGA
Leptonychotes weddellii (Weddell seal) is the source of this 739-nucleotide messenger RNA. Lineage: Eukaryota; Metazoa; Chordata; Mammalia; Carnivora; Phocidae. The record is from RefSeq and is a predicted model, not a curated record.